AUGCUAUUCAGUGCCAGCUCUACAAUUUUGGCUGCUUUUGCGGCUCUCACUGCCACGACUUUGGCCAUGCCCGGGGUGAAUCCAAGCCUCGAGCGACGCGAUUCCACCACCUGUCGCUACUUUCAAGACACGGACGGUCUUCGCGCUCAAGACGUUCAUGUCUGCGAUGGCAUCGGUGCCAACAUUCCCUGUUCCCAGGUGAGAUGGGGCUGUGAGGCGCAGGGAAGCCGCAAGAUUAUGAGCUUCACUGUUCUCGGUUGCAACCCGGGAGAUGUCGAGUGUGCCAUCUACCUUGCCACCGCUCCUCACUUGGAGGGAGUCAAGUGUAUUACUCGGGGUUGA
Clonostachys rhizophaga is the source of this 342-nucleotide messenger RNA. The record is from the annotation of a GenBank genome assembly. NCBI's taxonomy places the organism in Eukaryota, Fungi, Ascomycota, Sordariomycetes, Hypocreales, Bionectriaceae.